This is a messenger RNA of Brassicogethes aeneus, 866 nucleotides long. Lineage: Eukaryota; Metazoa; Arthropoda; Insecta; Coleoptera; Nitidulidae. The record is from the annotation of a GenBank genome assembly.
GUCACCGUUUUUGACAGCCACCGAGUGAAUUGUUUUCGACGAUUAGUUGCAAUAUUUGUAUUUGUUAAAAAAGUUCACCAUGUCCAGAGGAAGCAGUGCUGGUUUCGAUCGUCACAUAACGAUUUUUUCGCCGGAAGGACGUCUGUACCAAGUUGAGUACGCUUUUAAGGCUAUUAACCAAGCCGGCCUAACCUCUGUGGCAAUAAAAGGAGUUGAUACGGCCGUCUGCGUUACGCAAAGAAAAAUCCCAGACAAACUCAUCGAUGCCAACACCAUUACCCAUCUAUUUCAAUUAACCGAGCAUUCAGGAUGUGUUAUGACUGGAAUGAUAGCAGACAGCAAGUCGCAAGUGCAAAGGGCCCGGUAUGAAGCAGCCCAAUUUAAAUACAAGUUCGGCUACGAAAUGCCAAUCGAUGCUUUGUGCAGAAGAGUAGCUGAUAUUUCCCAGGUUUACACUCAAAACGCAGAAAUGAGACCAUUGGGCUGCUCAAUGGUGUUGAUUGGUUAUGAUACUGAAAUUGGACCUUGCGUGUACAAGGCAGACCCUGCUGGUUACUACUGUGGUUACAGAGCUGUCAGCGUGGGAUCCAAGCAGACAGAAGCAAACAGUUAUCUUGAGAAAAAACUGAAGAAGAAACAAGAUUUGCAACAUGACGAUGUUGUUCAAUUGGCUAUAAGCUGUUUGUCAAGCGUUUUAUCUGUCGACUUUAAGCCUACAGAAAUUGAAGUUGGUGUUGUUUCUAAAGAUGAGCCCAAAUUCAAAAAACUUACUGAAGCUGAAAUAGACAGACAUCUUACUGCUAUAUCUGAAAAAGAUUAAUUUUUGUAUUUUGAUAUAUUAAUUCAAUAUAUUUUUAAGGUUUCGA